CUGAAAGGGCUGAGAAAGUGAUGAGGGGCUGAUGUGAAGGGAUCCCGAGAAGAGAGAAGAGCCGGAGAAGAGUUUUAGUUGUCGUCGUUUUUUUUAUUUUUUUGGAAAGAGUGGCACUACCAAAGAUUUUUAAGUGAAGACACGGCCAAAAUGCUCUGCCACGUUACGCGUCCGGAUUCGGUUGUGAUGGAAGUGGAAGUUGAUGCGAAGGCGAACGGAGAAGACUGUCUCAAUAAGGUUUGCAGAAAGUUGGGUGUGAUAGAAGUGGACUACUUCGGGCUGCAGUUCACCGGCAGCAAAGGUGAAAACCUCUGGCUGAAUCUGAGGAAUCGGAUCUGCCAGCAGAUGGACAGUGUGGCGCCCUGCCGGCUGCGGCUGCGGGUCAAGUUCUUCGUGGAGCCUCAUCUCAUUCUGCAGGAACAGACGAGACACAUAUUUUUCAUGCACGUGAAGGAGGACCUCCACAACGGUCACCUGCGGAUGGGAUCGGAGCAAGCGGAGGAGCUGAGCGCGCUCCUGGCGCAGGCGGAGUUCGGCGACUACAACCAAAACACGGCGCAGUAUUGGUACUCGGAGCUGUGUGGAGAGGAGCCCAGCGCCGCCACCAUCAACAGUAUCAUUUCCAGGCACAAGGCUCUGGAGGGCCUGAGCCAGGGCUCGGUGGAGUACCAGGCCCUGCAGCUGGUCUCGUCUCUGGAGCACUACGGAGUGGAGUGGCACUGGGCUCGCGAUGCCAACGGUCAGCGGAUGGCCAUCGGGGUUGGCCCCGAGGGAAUCGCCGUUUGCAAGGAAGACUUCAGUUUAGUCAACAGGGUGAGCUACCCCAUCAUCCAGAUCGCCACCCAGUCGGGGAAGAGCGUCUACCUGACCGUCACCAAGGACACAAACGACAGCGUGGUGCUUCUGUUCAAGCUGAUCAGCAACCGCGCCGCCAGCGGUCUGUACCGGGCCAUCACGGAGACCCACGCCUUCUACAGAUGCGACACGGUUACCAAUGCAGUGAUGAUGCAGUACAGCAGAGACUUUAAGGGCCACCUGGCCUCCCUCUUCCUCAACGAGAACAUCAACCUGGGCAAGAAGUACGUCUUCGACAUCCGCCGCACCUCCAAGGAGGUGUACGACUACGCCCGCCGCACCCUCUACAACUCCGGCGUGGUGGACCUGAUGUCCCGCUCGGAGAGCGGGGAGCGCUCGUCCCCGUCGCGCUCCCCCAGCAGGGACAUGCAGCAGGACGAGCUGCAGGACUGCGGCAGCUGCGAGCAGAGCCGGGCGCUGCAGGAGCGGCUGCAGAAGCUCCGGGAGGCCCUGCUGUGCAUGCUGUGCUGCGAGGAGGAGAUCGACGCCGCCUUCUGCCCCUGCGGACACAUGGUGUGCUGCCAGACCUGCGCCAGUCAGCUCCAGCUGUGCCCGGUGUGCCGGUCCGAGGUGGAGCACGUGCAGCACGUCUACCUGCCCACCUGCACCAGCCUCCUCAGCCUGACGCUGACCGACAACCACCAGCACCGCAGCAGCCUCCCCGCCACCAUCCGCCGGGACACGGCCUCGCCGCGCAGCUGCCCCACGGCCGAGUUCGAACACAAGCUCUACCACACAUGAAGGCCGGCGCCGCCGGGCCGCCCGACUCCACCGGCAACACUCUGACGCUCCGCCGGCCGCCGCUUCUCACCGCAGAGGAAGAUUUUUUUAUUUUUUUCCUGCUGCGUGAGUCACGAGCUACCAAACCAUAGACUCCUGAGCAUAAUCAAAGAUUUCCACACUGAAACCACUUUGUUUUUGUGCGUGUGUAUUAUUUUUAUUAUUUUUUAUCAUUUUCUUGCUCUUCUCUUUUGGGCUGCCAGCUUGUCUGGUUGGUAUUGUUGCUUUUUGUGCAUCACUCUGUCCAAAUCCCGCCUAUUUUAAACCCCCAUCUCCAGCUCCCACGUCCUGAUUUUUAGAUGAGCCUGUUGUUUUUUUGUUAAUUAAAUUAUUACAUCAGUUGACCUGAUACAGAAUUAUGCAUCUUAGUUUUAUUUUCGCUCGCCGCCCCAGAAACCCAAAAUGACACACCUGUGUACUGUAGACUAGCCGAACACUGUACAUACCCAUUAGGAUUAUUGAUCUUUUUUUUUUUAUUAUUUCAAAGCUAUUUUAAAACUUUUGUUCUGAUUUGAGAAUGAAUUUUAUGUAUAACAGUGAAAUAUUUUGGUUUGUCAUGUUGUGUGUAUCUUAUGCCAAUGAGGAGGUAUUUCGAGGCGAAGCAGCUCUGCUCCUGAACGCGACACUGUGAUCGGGGCUUCUCUGCUCCGUUUUUAUUCAGUCUGGGGUCUUUAAAGACCUUUCCAGGGUCAAAUUGAACAGUAUCUCGCUUACACUCCGACAUCCUCUCACCUCUGAACGGGUCUUGAUGAUUACCUGCCAUUUUGUCCAAAACCACGAGCCCGUUUUUUUCCGCUCCACAUUUUCCACGACAGACUCCGACUCCCCAUCAUCUCUCCGUUUAAACAGCAGCUGCUUCCUCUGGAAACCUCAACAACACAUUUGUUUUCUGGGGCGUACUAGUGAGUUCUUCUUGAUUCUUUUUUUUUUUUUUUUUUUUGAGGUACUUGGAGAUCUGUUUGUGCAAUACUCGCUUGCUUUGUUGCCAAGCUUUUCAUUUUCAGUUUUAUUUAAUUUCAAAGACUAUAUUUAAAUGAAACAAAAAAUAUAUCGUCACUUUACCAAGGAGGUUUUUUUGUUUUUUUUUUCUCCACAUGUCUGUAGGGGGUUUGGCCUUAAUGUAGCAGCAACACACGUUUGUUAUUAUGAACUGUCCACAGACUUUUUGUUUCUAGUGAGAAAAAGGAAAACAGUUUCUUUUUGCUGACACAGUUAAGCUCAGUCACCGCAGGGGAAGGACUUUUUUUUAAUUUUUUUUCUUCUUCACAUUGUUCAAGUAGCAAUUUGUUUCUGUUUUCUGAAGCAAAUGCCACAAUCCUCUGUAAGAUAACUCUUAGAAUGAAACUUUUUAUAUAAUUCUGCUUUUAACAGAAGACAAAGUAUUAAAGUUUUUUUAA
Salarias fasciatus (jewelled blenny) is the source of this 3032-nucleotide messenger RNA. RefSeq names its product myosin regulatory light chain interacting protein a (gene mylipa). Gene Ontology annotation, biological process: ubiquitin-dependent protein catabolic process. Lineage: Eukaryota; Metazoa; Chordata; Actinopteri; Blenniiformes; Blenniidae. The transcript is spliced from 7 exons. Gene Ontology annotation, cellular component: cytoskeleton. The record is from RefSeq and is a predicted model, not a curated record. Gene Ontology annotation, molecular function: ubiquitin-protein transferase activity. Bases 151 to 1596 code for a protein of 481 amino acids.